Messenger RNA from Perca flavescens (yellow perch), 1621 nucleotides. Its product is annotated as zinc finger and BTB domain-containing protein 26-like. Lineage: Eukaryota; Metazoa; Chordata; Actinopteri; Perciformes; Percidae. The transcript has 3 exons. Gene Ontology annotation, molecular function: RNA polymerase II cis-regulatory region sequence-specific DNA binding; DNA-binding transcription factor activity, RNA polymerase II-specific; protein binding. The coding region runs from base 187 to 1377 and encodes 396 amino acids. The record is from RefSeq and is a predicted model, not a curated record. Gene Ontology annotation, biological process: regulation of transcription by RNA polymerase II.
UGCCAUCCGUGUCCUGCUUGGGGUCGAGUGCAGUGGCUGGGUCAAGGUCAGGGAGGAGGCCAUUAAGAUGUGCUGUGGGGCCGGAGAUGGGUGGCUCCAUGUCUGUCAGCAGAAUACAGGCCAUGUGCUGCUUGAAACAAGCCACCUGUCAGUGGACAAAGGACAAAGACAGAAACACAGACCAGCAUGUCAAGUUCUUCUGACACCCUACAGUUUUGUUUCCCCACCCACGGUGACUCCAUCCUGAGCAAAAUCAAUACUCUAAGAGAGGAGCAGCGCUUCUGUGAUAUCACUCUCCUCCUUGGGGGUCCGCAAAGCGCCACUGUCCAGCAGCCUCUCCUCUUCCACGGUCACAGAGCAGUGCUCGCAGCGUCCUCAGACUUCCUACGUGACCAAUUCCUGCUCCACGAAGGCCGGGCUGAGCUCAGCUUGGGUAUAGUUUCCAGUGUUGAGGUUGGCAAGAGACUUCUCCUGUCCUGCUACACCGGGCUCUUAGAGGUCCCUCUGAGAGAAGUGGUGAGCUACCUGACUGCUGCCAGUGCCCUCCAGAUGAGUCAGGUGGUGGAGAAGUGUGCCCAGGCUGUCUCCCAGUAUCUCAGUCCCACACUGGCUUCCUUGAAACUGGAGAGACAUUCAGAGAAGGAAAUCCAGCAGCCUGACAAUGAUUGGCCAAAUACCAGCUUCAAAAAUCAGGAGGAAAGGGAUGUAGCCCAGCCCAGCAACAGCAUCCAGGAAGCAAGUUUCAAGGAAGGAGGGGCGGUUGAGAUUCAGUCCAAGUCAAGGUUCAGCCAAGGACUCAAACAAGCCAUCCUAUCAAGUUCCCAGAACCAAGAUGAAGAAGCAGAGGAGGAGCAAAGAGAAGAGGAAGAAGUGUUAUUGCUGGAAGCUCCACUGCAUGAAUGUGGAGAGCUGAUGGACUCCAAUCUGUUUCGCCUCUCUGGAGCACAUCUACCAAAGAGUCAUUGUUCUAGAGAUGAGCUGACAGAAGAUUCAGACAUCAUAUUGGUCCAGAGGCCGUACCUUUGCAGGAGGUGUGACAGAGUCUUCCAGCACCUGGAGAGCUAUGUGGGUCACCUGAAGAAGCACAGAGAGUACUUGUGUUUGGUCUGCGAGAAAGGCUUUUCCCAGAGGAGUAACCUGACCCGCCACAUACGCCUCCACACUGACGUCAAGCCUUUUCGAUGCCCGCUGUGCCACAAGACAUUUUCCCAGAAGGCCACGCUGCAAGACCACCUCAAUCUACACACAGGGGAUAAGCCCCAUGAAUGUAAAUAUUGUGCUGUGCACUUUGCACACAAGCCAAGUCUUAGGCGCCACCUGAAGGAUAUUCAUGGUAAGAGUAGCCUGCAAAAUAUGUUUGAGGAGGCUGUACACUGAUGAUAAAUAAGCAGUUUCUAUAUUACUUUGAGAAUAUGUCAAAUAUGGUAGCAGGAAGGACAUUAAGCUACAGUUGACCUUGACUUAGAGUUUAAUAAAGAUAAGGUAUUUCAAUUAAAACAUUUAUUUUUUGUAUUUAAAAGAUUUAUUUUAAGUCAGCAAAAUCUCAAAGUGGAAAUGAUCUCACUUUCCACAACACCAGUGUCUCCCAUCGCACUGAGGGAGAAUCGUUGAGUUAAUGCAU